Oryzias melastigma (Indian medaka) is the source of this 1806-nucleotide messenger RNA. RefSeq lists its product as uncharacterized. The record is from RefSeq and is a predicted model, not a curated record. Bases 238 to 966 code for a protein of 242 amino acids. Gene Ontology annotation, biological process: positive regulation of hippo signaling. Lineage: Eukaryota; Metazoa; Chordata; Actinopteri; Beloniformes; Adrianichthyidae. Gene Ontology annotation, cellular component: plasma membrane; cell junction. The transcript has 8 exons.
UUGGUACAUCUGUGAUGGCAGCGGCGAGCCCCAGAAGGGAUUACGGAGCUGCAUGGUGAACAGUCGCAGUUGGGCCGAAGAGCUGCAGGAUAUUUUUGCCGGACAGGCUGAGGAUUGCUUGGGUGUAACGAGGACCAGGCUUUCCAGCAUUUCUUAUAUGAGAGGGUCUCCUGGGUCUAGCUUCACUGCAGCGUAGAGGAGGGCAGGACGGCUGUUUUAGUGCGAUGCGCUGACAGGAUGGUGCACCAGGAGAAACGCAUUUACCAGGCACAGAGGAAUGAGAGGGAGUCCAUCAGGCAGAAACUUGCACUCGGCAGUUUCUAUGACGACGAGCCAGUCAUCUACACCAGCUGCAGCACAACCGGCCCGUCCUCCCGGCGGCAAAGUGGAGUGAACCUCCAGGUGUGUGUGGUCAAUGACAGCAGCAGCGAUAAGGACAGCGAUGCCGAGGACAGCAGGACAGAAACCAGUCUGGACACACCGCUGUCACCAGUGAGCAAGCAGAGCUCAUCGCUGUCCGACCGGGACACCGCAGAGGAGGACUCCGACCCGUUAGAUGACUGUGGGGGGUUCUGGCGAGUGCAGAGACGGCUACAGGAGGAGGCCCGGGUGGCGCUGGCUCUGGCCCGACCCAUGGCCCGAAUGCAGGUGGAGGUGGAGAGGCAAAUCCAGCUGCACAGACGCUCGCCUGUGGCAGACCUGCUUCCCCACCUGCCCCACAUCAGUGAGGGCUUGAUGAAGAGGAAUCUGAAGCGAGGAGACAUGAGAGAAAUGAGCCUCGGACAACUCCAGGUCAUCACCAACGAUUUCCACUCUCAGAUUCAGAGUCUAAAUGAGGAGCUGGUGCAGCUGCUGCUGAUGAGGGACGAGCUGCACGUGGAGCAGGACGCCAUGCUGGUGGACAUAGAAGACCUCACCAGGCACGCACACAGUCAUCACAGGCCCCAGGUGGACAAAGCCAAGUAGCGUUCCAACUUCCUCCUCGACGGAUCGUCACUGGUGUCGCCAUCACAUCUGGAUAUUUGCAUCGUAUGACACAGAUGUAAUCCCACUGCAGAGAAACCUAAAUAAAACCAUAAAAAUUCACCUAUUUGGAAAAGCAUAGGUCAGUUUUUGCUGGCUUUCACUAUCACUAAGCAUGAUUGUUAUUGUUGUAAUUCAGAGAGUCGGGGGGAAUUCUUUAAGCUUAAUUACCCCCGUCUUCAUUUAAUGCUUUGUGGUUUGUUUUUCAGUAUUACACAUGUUUUUAGUAAAGCUCCACAGGCUUGUUUCUCUGAAGCUGAGUUUAAAAUAGAAAGCAAAAUCUCUGGAAAGCAACAUAAACCCACUGAAAUGUAUGUUUUUAAUAAUAUUUUAAUUUAGCAUUUAAUUGCAAAAUAAAUAUCUGUAAUGUCGCACAAAAAAUUCUGUUAGUACGCCACAAUGUAGUCACAAAAAAGAUGAUAUAAAUAUGGUUUGAAAGUCAUAGAAUUUCAUUAAAAUAUGCAAUUUAUUUAUUUAUUUAUUUUUUUUUGGUGAAGCUUUAUUUAUAAAUGCUGAGCAUACGAACCAUGAAUCAUCAAACUAUAUAAGAUAAUUUCCUGUCUAAGAGAUUUAUGCAUAUUCUAUAUGUAAAUGUUGAAACUUACUUUAAGAAAAAAGAAUAAAAACACACCUUGAGAUGUUAUCAGUGUUAUCCUGCUCUGCUUUUUAAGAAUGUAAUUUCACACAAACAUACUCUCUCUGUUAUUUGCUUUACUAAUAAUUGUACUGAAAAUGAUUGUAAGAACAAUUCUGGCAAUAAAUGUUUCAAGUGUGAAAACAGUA